UGUCCAAACAGAAGAAACCUUUGUUCUGUUUUAAUUUGAUUAUCUCUUUGUCUUUGUUUUUCAGUUUUAUUUUUGUUUUUUCUUCAAUAUUUCAAUUUUCUGAUGGAAUUUCUUGUUCAUACAUCAGUUUCAACAAUGUUUGACAAAGCAUCCUUGAAGGCCAGUUCGUUAUUUUUCUUACUAUAAGUAUUUUUUCUGGGGAGUUUUCUAUCCUUUUCCAAGAAAAUUUUCGCAUUAACAUUGGAGAUAAAGAACACAAUCAUGUUGCAAGACGUGAUCUCGUCUCAAGAUCAGCUUUCCAUCGAUGAUAUCACGAGCCCUCUUAGUGCUCAAAUCUUCGAUUUUUGUGAUCCACAACAGUUUCAAGAAACUUUCAAUCCUUCCUCCGAAGUCAACUCUGUUUCGAACAUUCUUGAGAAACCUGGGAGCUUCCAAGACACUAACACGACCACAACAACUGAGAACAGUAAUACAAACAUGAACAACAAAUUUCAAGAUGAUGAAGACGGCAUCAAUAACGCGGAUCUCUCCAUAGUUUUCGAUUCACAUGAGGAUUUUGAAAACGACAUAGCAGCUUCUAUCGAUUUCUCAUCAUCCUCUCUGCAGUAUCCAGUUAUAGAUAAUCUCUUUACAACAACAAAUGAAGACCUGUUUGAUUUCUCAUCUGGAGUUGAAAAUGUUCAUCAGCUUCCUAACAUUCCAUACUCUGGAGAUACUCUUGCUUUACCAGCGUUUUCUUCUAUAACUCCUCCUCUGUUACCGUUAGGGGUUUUCGAGGAAGACUGUCUUUCUUCUGUUCCAAGUUACAAUCUUGGCAUAAACCCUAACCCUUGCUCUAUCUUUCGUACUUCCGGUUUACCGGCAUAUAUGGCGAAUAUGAGCACCGGUUUAUUAUCUUCUGAUAAUAGUUCUGGUUUAUAUCCCGGACCGGAUACCAACAAACCACGUGAUCAACUGAUGAAUUUUCAAACUGAUAAUGGUGGAUUAUUCUGUCCGGAUUCCAUCAAAGGCAUCUUUAGUCCAGAACAUCUCCAGGUACCUAGUGGCGUCGAGAACCAAAGCCACUUAGUGAUACCUCAGACUCAUCCGACAUUAGGACCGGUCGACAUAACCGGUUUAGAAGAUUCAACGUUAGAUAAAGUCGUGAAACUCUCCCCUGAACAAAGAAAAGAGAGGAUCAAUAGGUACAUGAAGAAGAGGAACGAAAGGAAUUUCAGCAAAAAAAUCAAGUAUGCGUGUAGGAAAACAUUGGCAGAUAGUCGUCCAAGAGUCAGAGGAAGAUUUGCAAAGAAUGAUGAAUUUGGUGAACUAACUAAACAAGGUUCUUCAAGCCAUUAUGAUGAUGAAGACGGGGUGGGCGUAAAGGAUGAGGAACAAUUGGUAGAUUCUUCAGACAUUUUUGCUCACAUUAGUGGACCCAAUUCCUUCAAAUGCAACUACUCAAUUCAGUCAUGGAUUUGAGUUUCAAGACUUAUAAGAUUCAUGUUUGUAACAUGAAUCUUAUAUAGUUAUAUAUAACUAGUACUUCUAUAGAGUUAUUUCUUGUUGCUUAAUUAGUAUAUGUGUUUUUGAAAUGCUGCAGUCAGAACAAAUAAAAAAAACAAAGAAAGAAUAAUGGGCCGUUAGGUAGGUCUGGAUGAAUAAAAGAGCAGUGAAGAGGGAUGUUUCUUCACUAAAAACAAUGAAUUAAGUGAAGAAGAUUGUCUAAUUACGUCUACGUUACAUAGAAAUUUGGUAGUUUUGUAGAUAUAUGUUGUGUCUUGUAUUUAAAAG
Messenger RNA from Raphanus sativus (radish), 1773 nucleotides. RefSeq lists its product as uncharacterized. Bases 262 to 1461 code for a protein of 399 amino acids. The record is from RefSeq and is a predicted model, not a curated record. Gene Ontology annotation, molecular function: protein binding. Gene Ontology annotation, biological process: regulation of flower development. Gene Ontology annotation, cellular component: nucleus. The transcript is spliced from 5 exons. NCBI's taxonomy places the organism in Eukaryota, Viridiplantae, Streptophyta, Magnoliopsida, Brassicales, Brassicaceae.